This is a messenger RNA of Paraphaeosphaeria sporulosa, 882 nucleotides long. Its product is annotated as short-chain dehydrogenase. The coding region runs from base 1 to 882 and encodes 293 amino acids. Gene Ontology annotation, molecular function: oxidoreductase activity, acting on NAD(P)H, oxygen as acceptor. NCBI's taxonomy places the organism in Eukaryota, Fungi, Ascomycota, Dothideomycetes, Pleosporales, Didymosphaeriaceae. Gene Ontology annotation, cellular component: intracellular anatomical structure. The transcript is spliced from 5 exons. The record is from RefSeq and is a predicted model, not a curated record.
AUGUCCGCUAUCCACAUGCCCACUCCCUCCCAGCCCCUCAAGCUUCAAGAGCAAGAUCUCGCAGGCAAAAUCGCACUGGUAACCGGCGCAACAAAAGGCAUCGGCCGCGCCAUCACCAUCGAGCUUGCCACCCGCGGCGCCUCCAUCAUAGGCACCUACUCGACGCCACCCUCCGCCACGCUCUUCUCUGACCUGGCUAAGCAACUCACUGCACUCUACUCUUCUACUUCUCCCGCGGCUGCACCGCCCAAGUUUAUAGGGUUAAGCUGCAACAUCGCGGCCCCCGACACUACUGGCGAAGUCACCACCAUUUGCGAAGCACUGACCACGCACUUCGCCGGCAAGCUCGACAUCGUCGUCUUGAAUGCCGCGGUGAUGACGCUCGCGAAGAUGGGCGAGGGGAGCGCACGACCUGAUGUUGUGGAUCUGACUUUUGCGGGCAACGUGAAGUUUCCGGUCAUGCUGGUGGAGCAAUUCCUGCGAAAGAGAGCGUUUAGAAGAGAAGGAAGAGUGGUGGCGGUUAGUAGCGAAGGGGUGAGGGCGAGGAGGCCGGAUGGUGGGGCGAUCUAUGCGGCGUCGAAGGCUGCGCUUGAGUGCUUGAUGCGGAAGUGGGCGGAUGAGUUGGGUACCCGACCUGGGAUGGAAGGCACGACCUUCAAUUCGGUCAGCGUCGGCUUCACCAAAACGGAGGCGUAUAAUAAAAUCCCUCCCGAGUUCCGAGACAAGCUCGAAGCUUCCGAUGCGGCUGAAGUAGCUGUUGCAAAGCGCAUCGGAGAAGUCGAAGAUAUCGCAGGUGUGAUCGGCCUGCUUGUCAGUGAGAAGGCCGGGUGGAUCAGUGGGAGUGUGGUCGAUGCUUCCGGUGGAAAAGCGAAGAUCUUGUAG